AUGACGAGCGUCCUCGUGGCCCUCGUCGCCGCGACGGAGCUCGGCGUGCUGAUGACGCCCGAUCUGAACGUCGCGAUGCGCAGCGUCGGGCGCUGCGCGUCGGACGCGGGCAUGGGCUCGCGCUUCGCGAUCUUCACGCAGGGCGUCGACGAGGAGAACCGGGCCUUCAACUACGCCUCUCUCGCCAAGGUCGUCGCGCCGGCGCUCUCGGAGAUCGAGGCCUUCUCGCGCAAGAUGGUCGGGCCGGCCUUGCACGCGAGCGUGCGGGUGUUGGUGAACGGGCCGACGAAACGGGCAGCCGACGCCCUCGGCCGGCACGCGGACAAGCGCAUGUGGCGGAAGAAGUACCCGUGGCUCAAGCAGGUGAGACUGAUCGUCGCGACCGCGGCGUGCAUCGUCCACUUCACGAUCAUGGUCAUGGACGACAAGGGCCGGGCGGUCCCUUCCUUCGGCGUCUUCGCGUCCGUGUUCAAGGACGUCGCGGCGUACGAGGCCUACUUCCUCGUCGCGACGUCGGCCGGCCAGGCGGCCGUGGGCUACAUAAACGUCAAGGGGAAGCGCCUCGCCCUCAAGGUGUUCCACAGGAUCGUCGGCAUCGACUACUGGCGCAACGUCCUCGUGCUCACCUGGCUGGUGAACGACGACCAGGAGGCCGACGAGACGCGCCGCCGGCUGAAAACGCACCUCCUCGACGCGUCGGCGCUGCCGGAGUCGACGCUCGUGGCCCCCAGCCCCGAGGCGCUCCGGGCGUGGCUCCUGCGGCACAAUCGAUCCGAGUACGUGGCAACGGGCGAGGCGGCGCGGCUCGCCACAAACCUGCGCGCGCGCGGCGGCGCCUAG
This is a messenger RNA of Aureococcus anophagefferens, 840 nucleotides long. Its product is annotated as expressed protein. The transcript is spliced from 2 exons. Bases 1 to 840 code for a protein of 279 amino acids. NCBI's taxonomy places the organism in Eukaryota, Pelagophyceae, Pelagomonadales, Pelagomonadaceae. The record is from RefSeq and is a predicted model, not a curated record.